AUGCUACACAAAUAUCUUCUUCUGCCACUUUUGGCGUCAUAUGGUGCGGCUGUCACUAUCUCGGUAGCCAAAUCUGGAGGCAAUGCCACGUCAGGUCUGCAGUAUGGUGCAAUGGAAGAGGAAAUCAAUCACUGUGGUGAAGGAGGUCUUUAUGCCGAAUUGAUCCGCAACAGAGCGUUCCAGGGGAGCAGCAAGUUCUCUUCGUCACUGGAGGCCUGGUCUGGGGUUGAUGGCUCAUCGCUGUCUCUGAAGAACCUCACUGAUCCACUGUCAACUGCCCUUCCAACUUCAGUCAAUGUCAAGGGUUCUGGCACAGCUGGGCUGACCAAUGAGGGCUUCUGGGGAAUUGAUGUCCGCCCUCAAAAAUAUACUGGGUCGUUCUAUGUAAAAGGCUCUUACAAAGGCUCCUUCACGGCCUCUCUCCUUUCUUCCAGCGGCAAAGUGUUGGCCACUACCAAGAUCGCCUCAAAGAGUGUUGCAAACAAAUGGGUGCAACACAAGUUUGUUCUCACUCCCAAAGCAAAGGCUUCCGAUUUCAAGAACACGUUCUCACUGACUUUCGAUGGCUCGAAAACAUCAAGUGGCUCGCUUGAUUUCAACCUGAUCAGUUUGUUCCCACCCACGUGGAAUGAUCGCCCCAAUGGCAUGCGGAAAGACUUGAUGCAAGCCAUGGCUGAUAUGGGUCCUACGUUCCUUCGCUUCCCUGGUGGAAAUAACUUGGAGGGUGAUAGCAUCGACGGCCGCUGGAAGUGGAAUGAGACCAUUGGGCCACUCACAGACCGACCUGGUCGUGCAACCACCUGGCAAUACCAAGAGACCCUUGGACUAGGGUUGGUCGAGUAUAUGGAGUGGUGUGAUGAUCUGAACAUGGAGCCCAUCCUGGCCGUCUAUGCUGGACUCGCUCUGAAUGGAGAAGUUGUCCCGGAGGCUGACCUCGAUUUCUAUGUUCAGGAUGCCCUUGACGAGAUCGAGUUCUUGACCGGCUCUGUAGACACCAAGUACGGUGCUCUGCGUGCCAAGGUUGGACACCCAGAGCCGUGGAAGAUUCGAUAUGUCGAGGUUGGAAAUGAGGAUAUGCUGAGCAAUGGACUCGAGACCUACAAGUCCUACCGGUUCGCGGCAUUUUACGACGCUAUCACCGCCAAGUACCCCGAUAUCCAGGUUCUCGCUUCUACCAUCGAUCUGACGAUUCCUGGAAAUGCAGGUGGUGAUUACCACUUGUAUGAUAACGCAGAUAACUUUGUCAAGAAGUUCGACAUGUUUGACAACUUUUCUCCAAAGCAUCCUAUCUUGCUCGGUGAGAUUGCUGCUACAUCCCCACUGAAUGGAGUUGAUAUCGACUGGAGCGAUACCCAUUUCUCUCAAUAUCCUUGGUGGAUCGGAACCGUUGCCGAGGCCGUGUUCCUCAUUGGUGCCGAACGCAAUGCUGACAAGGUCAUUGGAAGCACCUACGCCCCAUUCAUGAUGAACUUGGACAAGUACCAAUGGUCCCCAACCAUGCUAUCCUUCAACGCCGAUCCCGACCAGACAGCUCGCUCUACCAGCUGGCACGCAUGGACUUUGUACAACAAGAACAUCAUGACAAAUACCCUCCCAGCUACUUCCUCUGACGCCUUCGGUCCUCUGUACUAUGUGACAGGUCUGAAUAGUAAGACCAACUCGCACGUCUUCAAGGCAGCAGUAUACAAUAGCACAUCUGAUGUACCUGUAUCGUUGACAUUUGAGGGCGUCGGCCGUGGUACCCAGGCAGACUUGACCAUCUUGACUGCGCCGGAUGCAUUCUCAAUGAACGAGGUGGGCGGGUCGAACAUCGUGAACAGCAAAACCACGAAGAUCAAGGCUGGCAAGAAGGGCGAGUUCUCUUUCAAGCUGCCGAAUUUGAGUGUGGCCGUGCUCACUACCAAUUAA
Penicillium coprophilum is the source of this 1908-nucleotide messenger RNA. RefSeq names its product alpha-L-arabinofuranosidase A. The transcript is spliced from 8 exons. The record is from RefSeq and is a predicted model, not a curated record. Lineage: Eukaryota; Fungi; Ascomycota; Eurotiomycetes; Eurotiales; Aspergillaceae. The coding region runs from base 1 to 1908 and encodes 635 amino acids. Gene Ontology annotation, molecular function: alpha-L-arabinofuranosidase activity. Gene Ontology annotation, biological process: L-arabinose metabolic process.